AUGUCCACUUCUGAUCAAUCUCUAAUUCCACAAACACCAGUAGAAUCCAAAGAACAUGAAGAUCACUACAACAAGAUCCGCAAGGAUUACAAUCACUUGAUGGAAACAAUGCCCAAAGGUAAUGGAUGGAGGGUGGAACACAUCUACAACUACAAUGGUUUCUGGAUAAGCCCCGAAUACAUCAAAGCCAACUUGCUUCUUCACGCUUACUUCAAACCUCAACCCACUGACAUCUUUUUGGCCUCUUUCAUGAAAUCAGGAACCACAUGGCUUAAAGCCCUCAUCUUCUCCACCCUUACCCGCCACCUCUACAGCUUCUCCAACAACUACUUACACCACCAUGGCCCACAGAGCAGUUUUCCUUUUCUCGACAGUGAAUGCGAAACCUUCCCCAUAACUGACUUCACACAUAUGUCUUCUCCCCGACUUUUUGCAACCCACUUCCCUCGCAACCUCUUACCGAAAUCCAUGGCUUCAUGCAAGUCCGUUUACAUCUGUCGAGAGCCAAAAGAUGUUUUGGUUUCAAAAUGGUUUUUCAUGAGCAAACUUAGAGAGAAAGAUCUGCCUUUGUUUUCCUUUGAUGAAGCGUUUGAUCUUUUCUGUGAAGGGGUUUCGGACUACAGGCCGUUUUGGGAACAUGUUCUGUCGUACUGGAGAGCGAGUUUGGAGUCACCAGAGAAGAUUAUGUUUUUGAAGUAUGAGGAAGUGAAGAGGCAACCAGAGGUGGUGGUGAAGAGGUUAGCGACGUUCAUGGGUGUGCCAUUCACGGCAGAGGAAGUGGAGAAAGGGGUGGUGGAGAACAUUGUGAAGCUGUGUAGCUUUGAAAAUUUGAGUAAUCUGGAGGUGAAUAAGAAAGGUGUUGAAACGUUUGGUAAGGUGGAGGUGAAGAAUCGUGAAUUUUUCAGGAAAGGUGUGAGUGGAGAUUGGAGAAACUAUCUUUCCGAUGAGAUGAAACAACGCAUUGAUGGAAUUAUCGAUGAGAAAUUGAAAGGUUCUGGCUUGAUCUUUGGCCCUUGA
Lactuca virosa is the source of this 1017-nucleotide messenger RNA. Lineage: Eukaryota; Viridiplantae; Streptophyta; Magnoliopsida; Asterales; Asteraceae. The record is from the annotation of a GenBank genome assembly.